This is a messenger RNA of Carassius gibelio (silver crucian carp), 832 nucleotides long. RefSeq lists its product as uncharacterized. The coding region runs from base 39 to 800 and encodes 253 amino acids. The transcript has 6 exons. Lineage: Eukaryota; Metazoa; Chordata; Actinopteri; Cypriniformes; Cyprinidae. The record is from RefSeq and is a predicted model, not a curated record.
CAGUUUGGUGUUCAAAAGACUGAUGCAGAAGUUUCACCAUGUCCAAAUGCUUGAAUCUUCUUCUUCUUCUGCUGAUGUUUUGUUUCUUCUAUCAAAAGGAAAUCCUGCCAGCAGGAAACACAUCUAUAUCUGUGUCGGGAGAAAAGAGAGGAAACAUCACACUCAGAUGUGAACAUGAGGACGAUAAUAUUGUUCAGAUUGAUUUAAUCACUCAGUCAGAAAUCAUAGAAGUGUGUGAGACUGAAGAAUGUAGUGGACGAGUGUUUAAAGAAGGAAACUGUGACGUCGUCAUCAAGAAUCUGAUCUUCAGUGACGCUGGGAAAUACACUUUGAGAAUCUAUUACAAUAAUGAUCAGACAGAGCUGGAGCGACAAAUCAGGAAGUACCAACUUCAUAUUCAUGAUGAGAUUUCUGUGAAAACAGGCGAGGAGCUAAAGAUGUCUGUUCUGGUGUCUGAUGCUGAUAAAGUGAAGACAAACUCUAGUGGAGAGUGGAAGGAGGUUUGGACGAGAGAUCACGGGGUUCAGAGCGACCGAAUGAAUGAUGAUAAUGAUGGAAACCUGAUCAUUAAAUCAUUUCUGGACAGAGAUGCAGGAACAUACAGAGUUCUGGACACUGAAGGAGAAAUCUUGAUCACAGUCACAAUCACAGCGGGAGAAAACACAGCUCCCCACCGUUCUGCUCCAGAUCAUUGGAGCUGGGUAGAAACAUUUCUCUUUGGUUUUGUGACUUCUGUAUUUUUUGCGUAUAUAGUGAUUAUAGCAGUUCAGUUUUUGCUUAUGUUUGCUGGAAUUAUCUGAUGUAAUUACACUUGCUGUUUUAUUAAGAAUAU